Molecule: messenger RNA, 3173 nt
Organism: Etheostoma spectabile (orangethroat darter)
Lineage: Eukaryota; Metazoa; Chordata; Actinopteri; Perciformes; Percidae
Gene: slc16a3a
Product: solute carrier family 16 member 3a
Exons: 7
Coding region: 385-1917 (510 amino acids)
Biological process (GO): transmembrane transport; monocarboxylic acid transport
Cellular component (GO): basolateral plasma membrane
Molecular function (GO): lactate:proton symporter activity
Source: RefSeq, a predicted model, not a curated record
CUGACCAAUCAGCUAUCCUAACCUUCCACUCGAUGUCAAAUGGCUAACCCCGGCCAGUCGACCACUAUGGGUCUUGGCGUGGUCAUAGUGGGAUUCGUAAUUUUGCGUCUGGGAAGCGUUAGGACCCAGCAGCGCGACGGCUUCUGCUGCUCCCUUCCCACUGUAUGCUGAUGGUCUGUGGACGUGCGGGCAGAAGCGCUGCUCCGGUGAUGAAGCUGGACGAGGGACGGUCACAGCUCUCGGCUGCAUCACCCGUUUUAGUUGCUGUUGCGUGUUGGUCCAAUCAACGCUGAUGCACAUCAUGUGUGGCUGUGGAGAUUUCUGAGGGGAGCACGUCAGAUCCUGUCAUUUCUGUCUGCCAUUAACACACGGCCUUAGAGCACCAUGGGAGGCGUGGCGGUGGACGUAGACGCUGGAGGGGUGAAGGCUCCAGAUGGCGGGUGGGCCUGGGCAGUGCUGGCCGGCUGUUUUGUCAUCACAGGUUUCUCCUACGCUUUCCCUAAAGCGAUAAGUGUCUUUUUCAAAGAGCUGAUCAGGGAGUUUGGGGUGGGAUACAGCGACACUGCCUGGAUCUCCUCCAUCCUGCUGGCCAUGCUCUACGGCACAGGUCCUCUGUGCAGUGUGCUGGUGAACCGCUUUGGCUGUCGCCCAGUGAUGAUGGUGGGUGGCCUCUUUGCCUCUUUGGGAAUGAUCCUGGCCUCCUUCUCCACUAGCAUCAUCCACAUCUACCUCUGUAUUGGGGUCAUUACAGGUUUGGGCUUAGCCCUGAACUUCCAACCAUCUCUCAUUAUGCUCAACCGCUAUUUCAGUGUGAAGCGUCCUCUGGCCAAUGGGCUAUCAGCCGCUGGAAGCCCUGUGGCCCUGUGCUGCCUCUCACCCCUGGGCCAGUUCCUCCAGGACCAGUACGGCUGGAGGGGGGGUUUCCUCAUCCUGGGUGGCAUUCUGCUCAACUGUUGUGUGUGCGGGGCGCUAAUGAAACCUCUGGUUGCCCCCAAGGCUCUCAAGGUUAAGGACCCAGAACAGGACAACAAAGGAGAAACAGAGAAAAAGAAGAAGCCCAAAGCCAAACUGCUGGACUUCUCUGUGUUCAAAGACUGUGGGUUUCUCAUCUACACUGUGUCGGCGUCCAUCAUGGUGCUGGGGCUGUUUGUUCCUCCGGUGUUUGUCGUGAGCUAUGCUAAAGAGCUGGGGAAUGAGGACACCAAAUCGGCUCUGCUGCUCACUAUCCUGGGCUUCAUUGACAUUUUUGCACGGCCCACAUGUGGUUUGAUUGCCGGACUGAAAUGGGUGCGGCCUCGUUGCGUCUACCUCCUUAGUUUUGCUAUGCUUUUCAAUGGAAUCACUGACCUGGUCGGGUCACAGGCCAAGGACUACGUCUCACUGGUGGUCUUCUGCAUCUUCUUUGGCAUCUCCUACGGCAUGGUGGGUGCCCUGCAGUUUGAGGUUCUCAUGGCAAUAGUUGGUACUGCGAAGUUCUCCAGUGCCAUUGGCCUGGUCCUGCUCAUGGAGGCCAUUGCUGUGCUGGUAGGGCCGCCUGGCGCAGGCCGGCUGCUUGAUGCCACCAAGAACUACAUGUGGGUCUUCCUGCUGGCAGGAUGCGAGGUAGUCCUCUCAGCUCUGGUUCUGGCUACUUGUAACUUCCUGUUUAUCAGCAACAAGUCCUCAGCAUCGGCAGACAAGCUUGACAACAUCGCAGUGACGCACAAUGCCAAUACAGAAUUGUGCAGCAAACCUGCGGAGAUGAGUGACGAAGAGGAGAAGGGAGAAAGAGAGAAGCUAGAGAAGGAGGUAAUAAAGGAGUCAAAGGACGAGGAGGCCAGGCCAGAAAGUGUAACAGUGGAGUCACAGGAAGUGCAAAAGUUCUUAAAAGAGCCACAAAAUGGUGACAUGGCCACCAAUCCUGAAACAAGCCUGUGAGCAGCAUGGGCGUACAUUUCAUCUAACAGUUGCGGGGGACAAAACACAUAAAAUGUAUCAUGAGAAAUUCUUGAAGGGAACACAAACAGUACAGUUAACACUGUACAAUUGUAAAGGAUAUGUGUAGUUGUGGAACUCCAGUAAGUAGGCUGGCAAGACUAUUUUAUUCACUUCAAACAUCAAAUUAAGUGAUUAUUUUCUUUAAUACAGAUGAUGCUGACCUGAGAACUGAGCCUCCUAGCAUGCUAGCUAGAUAACUGGCCAGCUAGCUUCUUUUGUGUAACCAGGGAAAGCAAAUUGGGUGGAAUUAGCAAGGUAGCUAACCAGCUAUCCAACAAGCUAUUAGCACCCUAACAAACAAGCUAGGUAACGUUUUAAUCGCUAACAUAGAGGAUUCAUGGAAAAAUCAUCAUUUUUUUGUCAUGACUACUUUAAAAGAAAUUUAAAUUAGUAUCUGUAUUACAGUAUAGAAUCACUUCAUCCAACGUUUAAAGUGAAUAAAACUGACAUGUCUACGUUAGAGUUACUUGUUCUCUCCCACCCAGCGUUGUCUCUCUUAACAGUAGUGGUGUGCAGAUUGAUCCAAAUAUUGCUAAUAUCUAUACCAAAGUCAAUACCCGUACAAUAAGAUCAAUACUUAAGUUUCAGUUUCUCAACCGUUGUGUUGUCCUCGGGUCAAAUUGACUCAAUUUCCUAUAUCAAUGUUCUUUUUAAUUCCCCAAAAUAACAUGAUUGAUUCCACACAACGCUCUUUGGCAAGUACACAUUUCUACUUAGCAAUAGUAUUGAGUAAAAGUUGACAUAUUCCAGUCUGUGAUUAUCCAUCAACAUACAUUCCUUUCAUUUUAGUCUAAAUAAUUCUUAAUUUCUGCUUUUCUAACUCAAACUUUAGGUAUAUUUUCCUAUAAAUGAGGUUUAUUGACCAUCAAUUUAAAAAAUAACUACAAAACUAAAGUUAAUUAGUUAGUGUUACGUAGUUUUGAAAAAGUCAAAAAAGGGACAAACAGUGAAAAAAGCGUCAAAAGUGUUAAAAAAAAAAGGGACAGAAAUAUAUGAAAAAAGUAAAAAAUAUUGAUAAAAGGCGUUUCAAAUUUUGACGGGAAGACAACACAAGGGUUUAGUGCGAUAUUGGCCCUGUAUUUACUUUGUAUCAGAUCAAUACCAGAUAUUGCAGUAUUGUACACCACUACUUAACAGCGCUGUGCUCCCAGAAAAUGUACUUGUGUGCGGGAACAGACAGUGGACCAAACCACUGU